GUUCUUUUGUGUACAUUUAUAAUUGAUAAUAUACAAAUUUAUCUAUGGUGUUACAUAUAUUAUGAUAAAAUGAAAACCACGUACUAAUAAUAAAUAUUAUUAGGUGAUGUCAGUAUUUAUAAAUAAGUAUUGAAUUUCAUUGUUUAAAAAUAAUUUGUAUCGAGAAUUACUUCGAAGAUGCAUAAAAAACAAACAUCUUCAGAUUUUGAGAUUGCACCUCUAAGAUCUUUGGGCGAUUUUCUUUUAGAAGCCGCCCGUUUUCAAAUACCAAAUGUAAAAGAUUUCGAAAGAUGGGGUAAUAGAGUUACACAAAAUUUGUUAUACUACCAAACGAAUUAUUUCUUGAUGUCCAUUCUGAUAUUUAUAAUAGUGGGUAUAAUACAUCCUAUUAAAAUGGCUUGUGGGAUAUUAGCAACAGCUGUACUUUUCAUGAUUUUUGUUUAUAUUACAAACGAAAAGGCGAGUGCUGCUAGAUUUAAAAAAAGACAUCCAAUUGUUUCGAUUUUCGUCAUUUUUGCUUGUGCUUAUUUCCUCGCAUACAUGUUACAAUCCCUCAUGGUUUUCCUUCUUGGUGUUUUAUUACCUGUGGCAGCAAUUUUCAUUCACGCUUCUUUGAGAUUGAGAAACAUGAAAAAUAAAAUUGCUAAUAAAGUAGAGAGCUUGGGUCUUAGAACAACUCCUAUGGGAUUUUUUCUUGAAGAAAUGGGUCUGGAAAGUGAGUUAUUCUGAAAAUCUGUCUAAUUUACUUGAUAUAUCCUCAAAAGGUCAUAAUUAGUACUGAAUAAUUGUUCUAUUUGCUAUUUUUAAAAAAAUUUAAAGAGGGUUUGAAAAAAAUGACACAUUUAGUGAUAUGUAUGUAGCUUUACUGGAUAAUCAUGAUUUAAACUACUUGUAUACUAUUUUAGUUUUUGUAACAUUCAAUGUAUUUAGAGCGUAUUCCAACUACAAAAUGCAGUAUCAAAACUUGAUAAAAGUUAUUUUGUGAAUGUUGCUUCUUAUAAUGAAUACAUAUUCCUUUUAUUUUUGUUUUACUUGGUUUUUUAACAUCAAAUUGGAUAGGUGACGUCUUCUGUAGACCAUACACUGUCUAAACUCAUGCCUCACUUUACAUUACCAAAUGUCGAUGUCCUCUGAGAACCUUUUGAUGUCAUUAGGUAGGUGUGAGGCUUGUCCAAGUAUUUGAACCGCACUCACACAUGACAUCGUCUGCAGUUUCAUUCUCUUCCAUGUACUAGCGGCACUCCAGAUCAUCCAUGAUGCCCAGGAGGUGACCAAGUCUGAUCACUAGUUGAAUUUCGCGCUUAUUUAGUUGGAGCAGUUGUUUGGUAAGAGAAGCAGAGGGUCCAUCUAUGUGUUCUUUCUCUUGUCUUAUACCAGGUGUCUCUAUCCAUCUCCACAGAGGGAUAGGGAUUAAAUUGGAGGUAUUUUAAAAUUUCAUAGUCCCUCAUUUCAAAUGAGACUGUUUUGCUAUUAUGCCAAGCAACUGUAUGGAGCCCAUUUUUAACAAAAGAGGGUAGGUUAUGAAAUUGGACGUAAACAGAAUAUUAUAUUCAGUAGGAAACAUACAAAAUAUCUUCAGUAAUCAUCACAACUCAUUUCAUCACUCCGAGACAACAUGAGAAUAGAUGGAUAAACUUCCUUGUAUUAAUUCGAAUAAAAAAUUUCCAAAUUGGUUCAAAAAUAUUUCAUUUACAAACAUUUUUUCACCAAAUAGGCGACCACACAAAUAGAUAUAUUUCAAAAUAGAUUUCCACGUCAUUUGAUUGUUGCCAGUUUUAAUUUGGGGAAAUUUCACCUCUAAUUCUGUUUGUAUGUCCUGUACUGGCAACCCUUCCAAUGGUAUACAGAAUAUUUGUGGUUUGUGCGCGCUAAGAUCAUUUUUUCCAUCAAGAUUUACAGUUUUUUUCCAUUUAGAUCCUUUUCGCAUCCCCAAAACUAUCUAAUUGCAUAAUCAGUAUAAUUUGAUGGUUUUCGAUUUCCCCAUCUUGUAAAUCAACAUCAUUUGUUCAGAUUGCUCUACUUUAUAAAACGUUAUGUAUAUUAUUUUAUAGAUAUUAUUGUUUUUAUAAAUUUAUAUAUAAACAGAUAUUUUUUUGCUCAUAUAUAUAUUAGUAUUAUUCAAUUUAAUAAAGAUAUUUGGAAUAAAAAAAA
Molecule: messenger RNA, 2151 nt
Organism: Diorhabda sublineata
Lineage: Eukaryota; Metazoa; Arthropoda; Insecta; Coleoptera; Chrysomelidae
Product: PRA1 family protein 3
Exons: 3
Coding region: 178-729 (183 amino acids)
Cellular component (GO): membrane
Source: RefSeq, a predicted model, not a curated record